Messenger RNA from Batrachochytrium dendrobatidis JAM81, 1314 nucleotides. RefSeq lists its product as uncharacterized. The transcript has 3 exons. Bases 1 to 1116 code for a protein of 371 amino acids. Lineage: Eukaryota; Fungi; Chytridiomycota; Chytridiomycetes; Rhizophydiales. The record is from RefSeq and is a predicted model, not a curated record.
AUGACCAGUAGAGAUAUUUCUGAAGAGACGGCUCAGCUCUCUGCUGACCUUCUCGACUGCGACAGAAACGAUUACGCCAAAGUAAAUGAGAUUAUCGACCGCAUUGCCGAGCUUGUUCCUAUUCAUAUUAAAACCAGCAACAAUCAAUAUCUAUAUGAAGAUGACUUUGCUGGAUCAAAUCAAAAGGAUUUGUACAAUGGUUCGGUCACAGUACAUGGGCUGUCGCAGCUUCAACGGACAUGCACGCCAUGGCUGGUGUCGCUGUUGAAUAAGCCACCACGACUUCCUGACAUGGUCAAGGAUAGCAAUGAGCUGGAUGUCUUUACUGAUCGUUUAUCUAGUAUUAUUUCACUUUUAUGCGGAAGAGCAGCUAUUGGAGAAUGUACCACUACCUGGAAUUUUCAAACUACAGGCAACUAUUCGAUUAUGGAAACCACUUUUACAGAAGCUGAGAUUGGAUUCCAGACAUGGGGCAGCGGUGUUUUAUUGGCCAAAAUGAUUGAUCAAAAGGUAAUCGACGUGGCUGGACAGAAUGUGCUUGAGCUUGGAUGUGGAACCGGUCUUUCAGGACUUGUUGCAGCCAGAUCUGGUGCAAAACUCGUCGUUCUCACAGACUACCAUCCAGUAGUUCUCAGCAAUGUCGAGCGCAACGUCGAGGCCAACAAUGUUGAAUCAAACGCCAAGGUGGUCAAAUUAGAUUGGCUGUCGAGUCUAUCAAAAGAAGCUCGUAAAGAGUUUGAAACUAGAACAACCAUUCACGGAGGAGAUGUUGAAACUCCUGAGCAAGUUAGUGUGUACGUACACGAAGACGAGGUUGAAAAUCCAAUUCUUACCAACACAGAUUUUAGAUUGGUGAUUGCUGCCGAUUGCAUUUUUGACAUCAUGCAUAGUAUAUUGGUCCCGAAAGUUGCAAAGCGGUAUCUUUCAAAACAUAUUGAUGCUCGUCUUCUUAUUUUGAUUCCGCAUCGUGAAAAGUUUAAAGCUGAAAUAGCUGCUUUUGAAGAAAAUAUGCUUGCUGAAGCAUGGAUUUUGGAGUUUAGCAAAUGGAUCGAAAAAUCGACAAUCAAUUUUAAAUACUAUAUCUAUAAGCUUGAUCAACAUAGCUCUAAUUGCUAAAAAUGAGCAUUAUGGGUUUUCAUGUAUUGCCUGUAAUGUUUUUGUUGGUUGAGCUAUUUCGAUAGUCUUUUAUAAACUAGGCAAUCCCACUAUAAAGGCAUUAUAUAUUACAGCUGUAUUCACGCGGUGUAACACUUCUGUGAUGUAUCUUGCACUGACUGCCUCUACUUUGAAAUAAAUAAUGGUUGAAUAAUCGUU